Messenger RNA from Aricia agestis (brown argus), 903 nucleotides. RefSeq names its product proteasome subunit alpha type-6-like. The record is from RefSeq and is a predicted model, not a curated record. Gene Ontology annotation, biological process: ubiquitin-dependent protein catabolic process. Gene Ontology annotation, cellular component: cytosol; proteasome core complex; proteasome core complex, alpha-subunit complex. Bases 106 to 846 code for a protein of 246 amino acids. NCBI's taxonomy places the organism in Eukaryota, Metazoa, Arthropoda, Insecta, Lepidoptera, Lycaenidae. The transcript has 5 exons.
CAAUCAUCAUCCGGCUGUGAGCUGUCAAAUUCACUAAUGCAAACGGAGUUUUCUACAAGUUUUUUGUUAAAUUGUUUCUAAACUCAAGUUUCAUACAAAAAAAGAAUGGCUCGUGAAAGCAGCGCCGGUUUUGAUAGGCAUAUCACGAUCUUCUCUCCGGAGGGCCGGCUCUACCAAGUCGAGUAUGCGUUAAAAGCGAUAAACCAGGGUGGUUUGACAUCGGUGGCGUUGCGCGGGGCUGAAGCGUCGGUGGUGGCUGCCCAGCGCAAGGUCCCCGACCGUCUGUUAGACCCCACCUCCGUCACACACCUGUUCAGCCUCACUGACCGCAUCGGCUGCGUUAUGACUGGCAUGACAGCGGACAGCAAGUCUCAGGUUCAACGUGCGAGGUAUGAGGCUGCCAACUGGAAGUACAAGUACGGCACUGACAUCCCUGUGCACAUCCUCUGCCGCCGCAUCGCUGACAUCUCGCAGGUGUACACGCAGAAUGCUGAGAUGCGCCCUCUUGGAUGCAGCAUGAUGUUGAUCGCCUAUGAUGAUGAAAGUGGCCCCUGCGUAUACAAGACAGACCCGUCGGGUUACUACUGCUCGUACAAGGCAGUGGCUGCGGGCUCCAAGGCCACAGAUGCCAACGCUUAUCUAGAGAAGAAACUCAAGAAGCGCUCCGACCUAUCCACCGACGACGCCAUCCAGCUGGCCGUCGCCUGUCUCUCGCAGGUCCUCUCUGUUGACUUCAAAUCUUCAGAGGUUGAGGUUGGAGUGGUCAGUAAGGACGACCCACAGUUUAGAGUGUUAUCAGAGAGUGAAAUUGACAGACAUCUUACUGCUAUUGCUGAGAAGGAUUAAGAGAGUGAAUUAUUAUUACUAUGUAUCAUUUUAAUAAAGAAACAUUUAUAAAAUGUA